Medicago truncatula (barrel medic) is the source of this 1946-nucleotide messenger RNA. RefSeq names its product WRKY transcription factor 44. The record is from RefSeq and is a predicted model, not a curated record. Gene Ontology annotation, molecular function: sequence-specific DNA binding; DNA-binding transcription factor activity. Lineage: Eukaryota; Viridiplantae; Streptophyta; Magnoliopsida; Fabales; Fabaceae. The coding region runs from base 349 to 1665 and encodes 438 amino acids. The transcript has 7 exons. Gene Ontology annotation, biological process: regulation of DNA-templated transcription.
CCAAUAUAGUUUUAGUAGUUGUAGAUUGUAACAAGCAUGUGUUCCAAGUUCCAACUUUAUUUAUUCACUUUUGGAAUCAAAACACUUCCUCUCUUAUCUCCUCCCUCUUACAUUCAUUUUCUGUAUGGUUAGUAUGUACACAUAAAAUAAAUACUAGUACAUAGUAUUUAGUAUUUAUUUACGAGGAGUUAAUUUAACUCAGUUCCAUGCAAUUUGGGAAAUUAGAAGUCACAGAAUCAAAGCUGUCACUCUUUGGCAUGUUAAGUUACAGCUUUUUCUUGACUUUCUGCAGUUUUUGAAGGUGAAAGUCUUGCAAACAGAAUCAUACAUUGCGAAACAUAGCAGUUCAUGAUGGAUAUUGAAGAAGCAGAAAGAGUAGUUGUUGCCAAACCAGUUGCUUCAAGGCCUACUUGUUCUUCUUACAAAUCUUUCUCAGAACUUCUAGCAGGUGCAAUCGAUUCCACUCCUCCAAUUGCAUCUUCUCAAACUACAAUAUCCGCCAUUAGGCCAAAGACAGUGAGGUUCAAGCCAGCAAUGAAUAUCCCCCCUUCUCAGGUUAAUAUUUCUGGAGGUGCACUUAGCAGUUCUUCUGACAUGGAUCCCAAACCUGAUACCAAUCAAUCUCUCAUUUACAAACCAAUGGCAAAAUUUGUGUCACAAACAACCGUCUCUCUGUUGGCAAACAUGGGAAUUUGCAGUACUAAUCAGCAACAACCACAGAAAUCAAGGGAGACCAAUCCUCAGCAUCUUAACCAUGACAACUUUAGAGCUAACAUGAGCUCGAAAUUACAUCAGAACAUUACCCUUCCUACAGAAACAUAUCAGGCCACAGAAUCUUGUAUGAUGGCACCACAGAACAUUGAGGAGGACCAAAAAGCAUUACCAUCCACAAAUAAUGCUGAUAGACCUUCGUAUGAUGGAUAUAACUGGAGAAAAUAUGGACAGAAGCAAGUAAAAGGAAGCGAGUAUCCUCGAAGUUAUUACAAGUGCACAUAUCCUAAUUGUCCAGUUAAAAAGAAAGUUGAAAGAUCAUUAGAUGGUGAGAUUGCAGAAAUUGUUUAUAAAGGUGAACACAACCAUGGAAAGCCACAACAUCAAAAGCGAAACUCGGGAGCAACAUCAGGAAUGAUUUCUGAUGGAAUGGUUCAAGAUAAAGUAUGGAGUAAUAAUAGUAAUCAGAAUGAAAGGAAUGAAGGAAGAAUAGAGAAUCAAGUCAAAGCUUCACUGCCUGAUGAUUCUGCUCUAGAAACUUCUUGUGGUCUAAGUGGGGAAUGUGAGGAAGGAAGCAAAGGAUUUGAGGCAGAGGAAGAUGACUCUAGAAGUAAAAGAAGGAAAAAUGAGAAUCAAUCAAAUGAAGUGGCAGUAUCAGAGGAAGGUUUAGUAGAGCCACACAUUGUUAUGCAAAGUUCUGUGGAUUCUGAAGUCCUUGGAGAUGGCUUUCGCUGGAGGAAAUAUGGGCAGAAGGUGGUGAAGGGAAAUCCAUAUCCCAGAAGUUACUAUAGAUGUACUAGUAUCAACUGUAACGUUCGCAAGCAUGUGGAGAGAUCAAUAGAUGAUCCAAAAUCAUUUGUGACUACAUAUGAAGGAAAGCACAACCAUGAGAUGCCACUCAAGAACACAACAAAUAUGACAUCUGAAAAAGAUUCAACGACUUCUCUUAAGUAAAGAUAAACCAUAUUGACACUACAUUUUCAUUUAUUAGUUAACAAUAACAGUAUAGUUAUUAUGACUAAAUGCUUUGGAUCCUCUUAUAGAUGGUGACAAUUUGGAAUGUAGUAACUACAGAGACUGGGUUAUUUACUUUCUGUUGCAACAUUUGAUGACAGCAGUCUGUCUGUCUUGGAAUUUGGUGUUGGUUUGUAACUUCGUAUACUAUUCUGAUAACACUGCCACUAUUGUCCUUCAAUAACUUUUAUGCUAUUAUCAUUGAUCAUUAGAGAAAAUUA